Hypomesus transpacificus is the source of this 4672-nucleotide messenger RNA. It is a transcript of the gene dnajc10, whose product is annotated as DnaJ (Hsp40) homolog, subfamily C, member 10. The transcript is spliced from 23 exons. The coding region runs from base 214 to 2592 and encodes 792 amino acids. The record is from RefSeq and is a predicted model, not a curated record. Lineage: Eukaryota; Metazoa; Chordata; Actinopteri; Osmeriformes; Osmeridae.
GCCAUCCAAUCGGAAACCACAUAGUCCAUUGCCAACCAGUCAGGGUGGAGUGCGAAGGCGACAGGCUUCAGUGUUAAGUCGCACUGUUAAGUCACUGACACGUUGCGUACCAGUCCAGGAUGAGGUCUGAGUGAAAAUCAAAACCCCAGCACUGAAACUCAGCUCAUCACCACCACCACCCGAAGAUCUCUGGAGCCCUCUAACAGCGUGACGAUGAGUCCUACCUCGGCCAGCUGUGCCCCAGCCUGCAUGACUGGGCUGUGUCUGCUGCUCCUUGUCUGCUUGCUACUUCCUGUCAGCUGUGACGAGGAUUACUACAAGCUCCUGGGGGUCCAGAGAGAGGCCAGCAGCAGGGAGAUCAGACAGGCCUUCAAGAAGCUGGCCCUCACAACACACCCGGACAAGAACCCUAAUGACCAGACGGCCCACGACAAGUUCCUGAAGAUCAACCGGGCGUACGAGGUGCUGAAGGACGAGGACCUGAGGAAGAAGUAUGACAAGUACGGCGAGAAAGGACUGGAUGAGCAGCAGGGCGGGCGCUACGAGAGCUGGAACUACUACAGAUACGACUUCGGGAUUUAUGACGACGACCUGGAGAUCAUCACCCUGGACAGAGGAGACUUUGACGCGGCGGUUAACUCCGGGGAGCUGUGGUUUGUCAACUUCUACUUCCCUCGCUGCUCCCACUGCCACGAGCUGGCCCCCACGUGGAGGGACUUUGCGAAGGAGAUGGACGGCGUGAUAAGGAUCGGCGCGGUGAACUGUGGCGACAAUGGCCGGCUGUGCCGCAGCAAAGGCGUCAGCAGCUACCCCAGCCUCUACGUCUUUAAAGCCGGCAUGAACCCCGAAAAGUACCACGGGGACAGAUCCAAGGAGAGCCUUACCAAGUUUGCCAUGCAGUUUGUGAAGAGCAGGGUCACGGAGCUCUGGCAAGGGAACAUCUUCAAGGAGAUUGAGCAAUCGUUUUUGUCGGGCAUAGGCUGGCUUAUCACCUUCUGUGCUGAGACUGGAGAUUGCGUGGGAUCACAGACCAGACAGAAGUUGGCGGGGAUGCUGGAGGGCCUGGUGAACGUGGGCUGGAUGGACUGCACCACCCAGGCGGAGCUGUGUGACAGCUUUGAGGUGACGGGCAGCUCCACCGCAUUCUUCCCCCCUGGCAGCACCCUGAAGGACAGGGCCAGCGUCCUGUUCGUUCAGAGUCUGGAUGCCAGGGACAUCUACAGUGAGGUGAUUCAGCACCUGCCCGACUUGGAAACUCUGACCAAAGACAGCUUCAAGGUGAAGCUGGAGCGACAUCGCUGGCUGGUGAGCUUCUCCUUCGGCCAGAGGGGCCUGGCGUCCCACGAGUACAAGAAGCUCAAGACCCUGCUGAGAGACGACCACAUACAGGUGGGCAGGGUGGACUGCUUGUCGGAGGCCGAGCUGUGCGGCUCUCUCUACAUCCAGAAGCCCUGCAUCGCCGUCUUCAAAGGCCUGGGCGUCCACGACUUUGAGAUCCACCACGGGAGGGACGUCCUGUAUAACAUCGUGGCGUUUGCCAAGGAGAGCGUGAGGGCCCAUGUGACCACCCUCAGGCCCGACACCUUCCCCCUCGACGUCAAGGAGCCCUGGUUGGUCGACUUCUUCGCUCCGUGGUGCCCUCCAUGCCGAGCACUCCUCCCUGAGCUGAGGAAGGCCUCGGUGCAGCUGGUUGGUCAGCUGAAGUUUGGAACUUUGGACUGUACCAUUCACGAGGAGCUGUGUAGCAGGUACAACGUCCAGUCCUACCCCACCACGGUGAUCUUCAACAGGACCAGCAUCCACGAGUACGAGGGGCAGCACUCUGCUGAUGGCAUCCUGGAGUUCAUACAGGACCUGGUGAACCCCAGCGUGGAGGUGCUGGACCAGGAGAGCUUCUCCAGGCUGGUGAGGAGGAGGCCGGAGGGGGAGGCCUGGAUGCUGGACUUCUACGCCCCCUGGUGUGGGCCCUGCCAGGCCCUGCUGCCCGAGUGGAGGAGGAUGGCACGGAUGCUCAGCGGCGUGAUCCGUGUCGGCUCGGUGGACUGUCAGAAGCACCAGUCUUUCUGUCAGAACCAGGGGGUGCGAGCCUACCCAGAGAUCCGCCUGUACCCCCAGCACGCGCAGAGACCAGACCACUUCCAGGGCUACAGUGGCUGGCACAGGGACUCCCACUCUCUCAAGGUGUGGGCUCUGGGGUCUCUCCCCAGGGCGUCGGUGGACCUGAGUCCGGAGGGCUUUAGGACCCAUGUGCUGGGGGGGCAGGACCACUGGGUGGUGGACUUCUACGCUCCCUGGUGCGGGCCUUGCCAGCACUUUGCUCCCGAGUUUGAGGUCCUGGCCCGGAUGGUGAAGGGCACUGUAAGAGCAGGGAAGGUGGACUGCCAAGCGCACUACCAGACGUGCCAGAGCGCCGGCAUCACCGCCUACCCCAGCGUCCGCUUCUACCCCCACCUGGGCACCAGGAGGCACGACCAGGGAGGGGAGCACAUCAACAGUCGAGACGCCGGCGUCAUCGCCGACAUCCUCCACCAGCGGCUGCAGCGGCUGGCGCCGCGGUUACACGACCAGAGCAGCCACAAGGAUGAAUUGUGAAAGGCGGAGACCCGAUUGGACGACUCACCCGCCGAACCACACCCGACAAGCAGAUGCAUUCUUCUUGAUAAUAUAGGACUCCGAAAAGGGAGGAGGCCAGAAUUAGAAGACAUCCGUCCAGAGACCUGUACUACAAAGCAGGGUUUAGCGUUAGCAAACUUCAGGCUAACCCCUAACACCUGGGUUUUCAGUGUCACAACGGUGGUUCACUUUUCACCGGGGUAUCAUCGCCACGCUAGCUUCAAUGGCACACUUAGCCCGCUUGGGGUUCUGGGUUUGAGAUGGGCAGAUCGACACGUAGAAAAGCGCCACCUACCGACCAAUCGGUCAUCGUUCCCAGAGGGUCUCGGCGAAUGGUGAGAGGGUGUCUCAGGAAGGCGAGCCCAAAGCCAUCGAUCCGACCCUUGAGACCUCCCUGGUGAGGGUCAACAUGACGGGUGAGCAGGAGAUUGGCGGCUGAGGGGAAGGCUUUAUCCUGAGCAGCUUCUGAAGCCGUACGUAGCCCCGUCUUCGUCGCUUCCUUUUCUUUCCCCUCUUAGCUGCGAGCUAUUCACGAAAUCCGUAAGCCUUUUACAUCCCGAUAGCACCUUAAAAACUGACUGAUCAAAGCCCUAAAACCUUGUGCUUGUUGACCUUUUCAGAUUUGCAAGGAAGCCUGGCAUACUUACCCAUUUGAAUUGAAUUCAAAAUGCUAUCGUUUUGAAUGUUUGUAUAUGUGUCCUUAGCUUCCAAGACGAUUUAACGCUGCAGGGGUAGCAGCUGAAAGAAUUAAGGGAAAAUGAUCUUGACACGCCGUAAUAAUAGAUCCUAGCAGCACAUUCAUUUAAUGGAAUACACAAUUGUAAUUACAGUCAGAUCUAUUAUAGUCGUGCCUUGGUGAUGGGGAAAUGAUCUUGAUAAGCCGAUUAAAUAAUGCAUUUACCCAAUCUGCAAUUUCUUCCUGCAGCCACUGUGCUGUUGUUAGCUGUGAUUAUAGUAAAAAAAAAAAAAAAUGUUUGUAUAAUAUUCUAGUUUUCUCGUCUUGUGUAAAAUAUGCAGCUCUGGUAGACCUGCCCAUGUUAGCGAUGGGUCCUAUGGUGGAAAAACCUUUGACGUGAACACACUCAUAGCUGGAUCGGGAAACCUUGCAUCGAGAGUGAGACGAGUUGAUAACCACCGUUGUGACACUGCUACGAGGGAUUGCUGUCGAUCGGUUUAGGGAAGCAAGCUAGCUCAAUGGAAUCCCGGGGUGUGUCGAACCGGCUUCGUAGUACAGGCCUCUGGACUGGGACUGGAUUGGGCUGGCCUGUUAACAUGGCCAGUCCUGUUACUGAACUGUACUUUUUAAGUGGGUCUAAAGACGUCUCUCUUCGUCAGACCGACUGGGAUUAGGACCGAAGAGAUUAAGACCCUCGACGGGUCCCAGUUGAACCACUCACCCGCUCUCUGAUUUGAAUGUACUGUCAUGUGACUGUGUUAGUGUUGGUGCUGUCGUCUGUGGCUUACGCGACUCUGCCAAACCUCUGGAGGAGCCCCCAGUGUCUUAUUCAUUCUAUGACUGACUGCACUGUGUUGGCUUUGCUGACAGGAAGUGUGUGUGUGUGCUAGCCAUUUUGAGUUUGUCGCUAUAGUGAAAACAAAUGUAUAUUCGUAUUUGGGCGCACACAUUUAAGUGAUCCACACAAGUAGGUUUAUUUUCCAAAUAGAGCCUGAAUGUGAUGAUGGUGAGGAAGAGUUGUGCCGAUGGGCGGGCCGUCGGUCCAGAGUCCCAGUGCUCGGCACAGAUACUCCAAAGAGUUCAUCUCCUCUGGGUUCUGUUGGCACGGCAUCUUCUACACGUCAUCUUUUUACGAGUCCUCGUAACGCUGUAGUUCCUGUGUGCUCCAGCAGAGGGCAGCAGAGCUGUGUGCCGUUCCCGCGUGUGGUUCCUGCUCUGGCCUCCAGCGGGCUGUCAGCAGCAGGAUGUUCCACAGCAGGGAACAACACUUCCUGUCAGAGCAUUUCUCAACGCACGGGACGGGUCAAUAUUUAUUUCGAUAAUGUAUUCCUUCUUUUAAGUCUGGAAUCAAUUUAUACUUUGGAAUAAACGGUUCUUAUCAAC